Molecule: messenger RNA, 3935 nt
Organism: Phymastichus coffea
Lineage: Eukaryota; Metazoa; Arthropoda; Insecta; Hymenoptera; Eulophidae
Gene: Rubicon
Product: run domain Beclin-1-interacting and cysteine-rich domain-containing protein
Exons: 14
Coding region: 177-3032 (951 amino acids)
Cellular component (GO): intracellular membrane-bounded organelle
Molecular function (GO): phosphatidylinositol phosphate binding
Source: RefSeq, a predicted model, not a curated record
GAACAGCCGUCGUCGGCGAUGUACAUGUAUUCAGUUUACAAUGCAUGGACUGCUCGUUUCUCCGGCUACUGAACGCAGACACGUUGACGAUCGUUGACAGCCUAACCGAAGGAUAUUACCCAAGGAAAUUGCAUUGCUGAUGACUCAGAGAUAGGACAACUACAUUAUCUAGCAGGAUGUCCAGUGAAGCCACUAUUGACAAUUACACCAGAGAGAGAUGGCAGUUGUUACAGAGUCUCCGUUCUACAGUUGAAAGCCUCCUGACUAAUGGGGUGUCCAAUGUCUGGAAUGUUUAUGGAGGCCUUAAUCGCUUGCAUAACGUUAUGGAGAAAAUAUUCAAGCAUGGUUGCAGGAUAUUUGAUACUAAAGGAGAGCCUGAUUUUUGGACUUUUAUUCAAGGGUUGAAUUGGUUACAACCUUCAUUAGCUACUUCUCCGACAAUACGUGACUGUGAUGAUUACCAUGCAAAUUUGUGCAGUAGAAUAGUUUCUCACAAAGAUAUACUCUGGUUGUAUAAAAGUUUGGAAGAUCAUUCUUUAUCUCAGAAAUUAUCAUGGCUUUUGUCUGAUAAAGAGCAUUUACUUUCCUGUCUUGAACCGUGGGCCUUUCUUUGUCAAGAAAAUCUUGCUGAAGCUACGCUUGUUUGUUUGAGAGCUGUUGAAAAAAAUCAGCCAACUCUCUUGACUGAAAUUGACCCGUCUUUGUUUCUACCGAGCUGGAAUAGCAAAGACAGCCCAAAGCGAGCGCAUCGUCGUUCAUCUUCUUACCCGGUGAAUUUGUGCAGCAGUGCACAUCCCGUCGUGGUUGUUGACGAGAUUCCUCCGUCGAGAUCGGCUCACGAUUUCAGUGCAGAGCACAAGGAUGCGGUUGCCUUGAUAAAAAACGAAUUGGUCGCACGUGCGAUAAAAGAGGAGACGAGCAGCAACGCAUCCAUCAAGGCUUGGAGUAGCUUUCCCCAUCUAAAUGAGAAUGGUUCCGAUGUGGUAGCCGUCGGCAAUGGGGUGCCGGAAAAGGGGCUUGGCGCGAAAGAGCCGAGGGUCGCGCAGAGCAUCGAGCUUUCGGACGUGAUCAAGGUCGAUUAUACCGAAACGACGAGCAUCGGCGCUUCCACGUUUACUGAAGUUAAAACUAGUCCAGUAAAACCAAAGUUCUUGUCGAGAAAGGGGAGAAAGACGAGACUAGCAAAAUUAAAGAAAUCACAACGGAAUAGUGGUAGUUCUGAUACCUUAAACUACGAAGAAUCACCGAAACCAUCGACGAACUCCAACGCACAUCUGACGAAGUCGCUUGGCUCGGGACACAGUGUAACGGACUCGAUAAAAAUCGAAAUGAUAAAGCCGAAAUGGAAAUCGUCUUUCCUCGGUGGAUCAGCGCCAGAAUUUUCAGGGCCGUGGAGCACCGAGGUCGAAGGUCAGAAAGACGUACGAACGCCAAAGAAGAGUUUUAUCGAGGACGGAGGAAGUAGCGUUUUACCAAUGGCAACCGGUUACUUUCCUCAGCCUAAGGAGGGUCAGAGUCUCACGAGUUUUCUGUCGUCGGCACAGUUCGCUCGAGCAAAUGCCGAGCUCGACAGGGAGAACGCACAUUUCAGUAUUUCCGAGGCGAUGAUUGCUGCUAUCGAGCAGGUCAAGUGCAACAAGCAGCUGAGACUCGCGGAUGAAGCCGCCGAGGAAAGCGACGAGGAAAUCAACAGUCUCAAGCAAAGGAUAAGGCUGAGACGGCGCCAACGGCAGGAAGAGCGACGAAAAGGAAGCGCAGUUGCCGCCAGCACUUGGAAUCGCGAUCUUCUGAGCGACGGCAAAACCGACACGACGACCACGGAUCAGAGCGUUAGUCCGAUGUCUACGUCCUCUGGUACGCCAUCUGAUAGUAUUUCUACAGACGAUGUGGAUGAUUAUGAAAUGAACGACACGCGCAAUUUAUCUGAUCUUAAACAUUCCAGCUUGUUGGUGUCAAUGGCGUCGCUUUACUCCGAAGCUGACCUUUACAGAUCAUCUUCAAAGCAAGCAACUGAAUCAAACAUGUCGGACAAUACGGUAUCCGCGGAAGGUGUUGCCUUGUCGCUCAUCAGUAGGUUUAGCGAAAAACACUUGCCUCGAGCGAGUGAAUUACAAUGGCUCGUUUCUGAACAGGAUGCUCCUCAAUGUCUAUUACCUCUUCCACAAAGUUGGCCUAUAAGUCCCGAUGACGCCGAAGGUAUUGACGGAAAUUCAAUACACUUACGAGGUACAGUCGAGUGGGCCCCACCGCGACCACAAAUCAUAUUUACUGCGCAUCCACCACCUGUGCGGCGAAUUCUCAUAGCAAAACAAAAUUACCGAUGUGCCGGCUGUGGUAUGAAAGUUGCGGUAGAAUAUGCGAGCAGAUUUCGUUAUUGCGAGUAUUUAGGUAGAUAUUUUUGUACGGGUUGUCAUACCAAUCAAGUGUCCUUGAUACCUGGAAGAAUUCUUUCCAAGUGGGAUUUCAAUAGGUAUCCCGUUUCGAACUUUUCCUACAGACUUUUGGAUCAAAUGACAGUCGAUCCGCUUUUCCAAGUGAGUGAUCUGAACCCUACGUUAUAUCGAAGAAUAAAGCAAUUGGAUCGCACAAGGCUGCUUCGAACUCAGUUAUUCUAUCUCAAAGAUUUCCUUUUAACCUGCCGCUUCGCUACAAUUAUACAGCAAGAAUUAAAGAAAGAACCAAGUCAUAUUAUAACGGAACCUCACAUUUACUCAAUACAAAACUUCGUGCAGGUUAAGACAGGAAUCCUUCCAACUGAGUUGAAUAAAUUGGUUCAAGAAUCCUGUAAUCAUGUGGCAAAUUGUGUGUUGUGUCAAGCUCGAGGCUUCAUAUGUGAACUGUGCAAUUCGAAAGAUGUUAUUUAUCCAUGGGAAAUGAACAAAGUAACAAGGUGCGAUAAUUGUGGCACUUGCUAUCACAUAGCUUGCGCCAAUCCUGAUUCUAAUACAAAAAAAAUAGUAGACUGCAAAAGGUGUAGUAGGUUGCGUGCUCGACACGAAUCCAAAGAGGAUUCGUCGUCCGAAAUAAGAUGAUUGAGGGCUAAAAAUCUCUUGCUGAAUUAUUUUUAUGUGACUGCAUUUGCAGAAAUUUUAUUUGUUACUGAGCACAAACUUUUCCAUUCUGGUGAUCAAAUAUGCCUGUUACUCAAGAACGAAACUAUUAUGCUUAUGUUUUAAUGAACACAGUGUUUAACCAACACGUUUUAUUUGUAAAUUUGUAUGUGUUUGCUUAUUAAUUUAUAGUAUUGAUAAUAUUUAUUAUAAAAGAACGUCAUUUACACUUGACUAUAAAGGCAACCAAAAGACUAAUUUGUUAUUGUAAUUGCAAAUGUUUAGACUAAUCUAAGAAAAAACUAUCUAAAACUAGUAUUUUUGCAUUGUCAUUGUCAUGUUUGAGAAAGUGCAUGAAAUAUCUGUAGUGUAGUUUUAUUAUUGUUAAUCAAGUAAAUUUUUGCAAUGAAAAUGUACAAAUUUUAAAGUCAAUUUCUAAUUUCAAGAAUAUAAGUAAUCAUGAAAUAAUAAAAUGAUCAAAAAGUUAUUAUAGAGGAAUAUCAUAUCUAAAUUUUGAAAAUAUCAAGCGGGCGUAUAUUUAAUCAAAAUUUAACUGCAAUGUAUUGAUAUUUGACUUUUGAAUUUUAAAGUAUUAAUUCAAAUAAAUGAACAAGAUGUUCGCUCGCUUUUUACAUUAAUUAGUAUUUUAUUUUUUUAGUUUAAUACAAAGUAUAUUUUUUUUUGUCGAAAAUAUUUUAUUUUGUAAGUUUUUUUCAGAAACUCAUUGUAAACAGAGUAUUAAUUAACAUUGAAUUUAUUAUUUUCUAAUUUUGAAUCUCACGCAUUGUAAAAUUUCAAGUAAUUCAAAAAUACCUUCAAAUACAAUUGAAAUGAAGCGUAUAAUGUGAUAUGUAGGAAAUAAAUAUUUAAGAUUCUCAUUUUAUG